Talpa occidentalis (Iberian mole) is the source of this 2510-nucleotide messenger RNA. RefSeq names its product sperm motility kinase 4A-like. The transcript is spliced from 2 exons. The record is from RefSeq and is a predicted model, not a curated record. Bases 575 to 2212 code for a protein of 545 amino acids. NCBI's taxonomy places the organism in Eukaryota, Metazoa, Chordata, Mammalia, Eulipotyphla, Talpidae. Gene Ontology annotation, cellular component: cytoplasm. Gene Ontology annotation, biological process: intracellular signal transduction; protein phosphorylation. Gene Ontology annotation, molecular function: protein tyrosine kinase activity; ATP binding; protein serine/threonine kinase activity.
CCGCCUGCGCCCCCUGUUUGCUGUUCUCCCCACAGUGUGAGCGCGACAGUAAAGCAUCUGCACAAGGCGGGGCCAGGAUGGGGACGCCUGGAAAAGCCAAAACCCAGGCCGGGAUUGCUCAGGACAGAUGAAAGGGCCUCUCGGGCAUUCCAAGGGUUGUCGUUAAGCGGCAGCUUUUUCGUUAAGGCUGAGAAACCGCUGGCGGUUCCCUCUGCCAAUGGCUGUGGCCUGUGGCUCUGACGCCACAAAGAGCCCUUGUGACGGCACCGGCACCGCCUGCAUCAGGCCCGCCCGGACUGCGCCUGUGUCCUCAGGAGCCGGGAAGCUCUGGACAGUGACCUGUGCACUCCGGACGCCGAGAGAGACAGUGAGAGCCUGUUUUGGGGUAUUUGGUUUCCUUUGGGCUUAUUUAUUGUUUAUUUAUUUAAUUAUUUGUUUAGGCUAUUUAUUUUAGUUAUUUUAUUUUUCUUUCUUUGUUUUUUACCUUAUUUUCCUUGUUUUUUUUUUUUUUUUUUGUAUUUGCUUAUAGUCAGGGCUGGUGAGGGUGGUCAGCGUAGUCAAGCGCACAGGCGCUAUGUCCCAGGGACGUCAAGGGCAAAGCUACCUGGCGCUGCGGGAGCUGGGGCGGGGCUCCCACGCCAAGGUGACGCUGGCGCUGCAUGCGCUCACGGGCACGAAGGUGCUCAUCAGGGGCGUCCGCAAGUCCGAGGUGCCCGACCUCCGCCUCCUGGCCCGCGAGAUGGGGUGCAUGAAGGCCCUUCACCACCCGAACAUCGUGGAGCUCUUCCAGGUGGUGGACACCGGGCCGGAGCUGCAGCUCGUCAUGGAGUACGUGCAGGGGGAGGACCUGCAGGCCUUCCUGGACAGGCGUGGGCGCCUGGGCGAGCGCGAGGCCCGCCCGCUCUUUCGGCAGAUCCUCGCGGCCCUCAGCUACUGCCAUGCCAAAGGCAUCGCGCACAGGGAUGUGAGGCCUGAGAACAUUCUGCUGACCGGAGAGGGGAAAGUCAAGCUGGUGGACUUUGGGCUCAGCGUCCAGGCCUUCAACCGGGCGCUGAGCACGUGCUGCUGUCGCCCAGAAUACAGGGCCCCCGAGGUCUACCUUGGCCAGCGCUACAAUGGCCCCAAGGUGGACGUGUGGAGCCUGGGCGUCCUUCUCUACAGAAUGCUGACCGGCAAACUGCCCUUCAGGGCGCCCCACCUCCCGGCGGUCAGGGUGCGCGUCCUGGGCGCGUACCUCCAGCUGCCCCACUACCUCACGGAGCAGUGCCAGGACCUGCUGGCCAAAAUGCUGGAAAAGGACCCCUGGAGGCGCUGCCCCCUGGAGUGCAUCCAGCAGCACCCCUGGGUCGCAGAAACGAGCGAGGGACUCCUGCCCUUCAGCGAGCCGUGGCUCAGCCCCCAGGACCCGGCCAUAAUCAAAGCUAUGGAGCGCCUGGGCUACGAGAGGCAGGAAAUUCGGGAGGCCAUUGACGCUGACAAGUACGACGAGGUCAUGGCCACCUACCUGAUCCUCCGCUCCAGGAAGCAGGCGGGGGAGGAGGACUAUGAGGAGGAGGGGGAGGAGCGGCCCAAGCGCGUCACCUUCCGGGUGCCAAAGCGUGUCACCUUCCAGGAGCCCGGUGACCCCAAUUACAAGGACAGCCUCCCGCAGCCUGAGGUUUCGGGGAAUACCCCAAGGCCGGGUAUCCUGCGAAAGCAGGAAGUCCAAAAGAGGGGAAAGGAAGCCACCCCGGGCAAAAGGGUCACCUUUGCAGGAGUCCCUGAGCUGGAGGACGCCCAGAAGCACACCACCGCCGCAGGGCCAGGCUCCCUGUUAGAGGACGCCCUGAAGGGCAGACCCUCUGCGCUAGGCCCGGUGCUGGAGGACGCCUGGGGGGACACCAGCACCUCUGUGGCCAGACCCCAGCAGGAGGACACCAGGGAGCACAGCAGCACCUCGGUGUCAGUCCUCCAGCUGGAGGACGCUGGGGAGCACGGCAGCACCACUGAGACAGGCCCCCAGCUGGAGAGGGACCAGGAAAGCAGGGCCAGCACGAUCUGUCCAGCUCCCCAGGCCUCCAGAACCACCCUAACACCUCCCCCAAGACGUGGCUGGCCUUCCAGUGCAGUGGCCCCUUCAGCAAUCAUCAGGGCCAGAGAUAGGGUAUUAGAUAUUAUCCUAGAAUUUUGUUGCUGCUGUGCAACAUUCGAAUUGCAGAGCAACAAAGACUAAAAAUAGCACCACACCAGACAAAAGCCUCCCCACCCCCAAAGCACAACCACUCAGUGGCCAUGGGGAACAGGAGUACACCAGGGAAGGUUGAGGCUCUGGAGAGGCUCAGGGACUGGGUCCAGUCACAGGAGCCAGGAGGAGCAUGAGACCCACGGGACUGCAGCACAGAAAUCUGGGCAAAACCGAUGUCCCUGGAGCACAGAUGUCCCUGGAGCAGAGCAGGUGAAGGCCAGGAGGGCCACGGAACUGGUGAACCACCUGGAGGGGAGCAGAGCGGACAGCUGCUCCAAGAACACGC